AAUUAGGCAGUCACAGGAUACAAUGUGGCUGGCUUUACCUGCAGGGGAGAUAGUCAGUGUUUGUUUAUGGAGCUGCCAGGACUCAGCUGCCCUCCUCCCUCCCCCUCCCAGCCUCACACAGCCUGAGUGCUCCUUCCGAGAGAUGUACUAACACACAGGGAGACAACUUUCCCAUGACACCGGUCCUAUAAAGGGACAAUGAUGGAGGCCGGGUAUGGAGACUAGGUAAGGGACCCCCGGGGGGGGGGGGGAUUGCUGGAGGGUGGGAGCACAAUCAGUGCAGCCCCCAGGCCUGGCAUGUCAGCAAUCAGGGACUCCCAGGGUACAAUCACUGUGUAAUAGCUGGAUUCAUAGUGUGCCAGGCCAUGCCAAGCACACACUGACCACACACAGUGCACACAAAGGGCCAGUCAUGUCUGCCAAGCAGCAAAUCCUCCCUGCCUGAGGGCUAGCUGUAGGAUUAGGCUAACACUGGCCAUGGGAGGACUCACACUGCACUGUGUGUGUGUAUAUAUAUUGCAAUAUAGUAUGUAACAAUGUAUCAGGACACAUCACUGGCUGAGUCUAGGCACAAGAGCUAGCAAUCUGUAAGAGGCAGAGUUUAUUGGCAUAGUGAUUUGGCAGUUUUGGUUGACAAGCAUGUUCUCAGCAAGUGUUUCUUUAUUGGGGCCAGGUGGCAAGGAUCAUUAGCCUGACCCUGGGAUAAGGGUGUGACAGCAAUGUAUGUCUGUUAUUACUGUGCCUGAUUGUAAAUUGGUUAAUACUGAUAUACUGUAUAUUGCAGCUCAGAAUACUACAGAUACCACUAUUACAUGAACAGAUAAGGGGUACUGGGUUGUUUUCUGUAUGUCUAUAACGCUAGGAAUUGGUUUUGCAGAUCUUAUAUAAAAUCUAGGCUUUACAAUGUGGCUAUUGUUUUUAUGUUUUGUGCAAGUCAUUUAAAAAAAAAAAUAAUAUAUACAAUAUGUGAAGGAGAAGAGGAACAGGAUCAUUUUACAGUAAAUCAAAGGUCAGACUGUAAUGUUAAGGGAUCCAAUGUUUGAAGUUGCAAUGUGUUAAAUUGAGCAAUAACUGGAUUAUUCACUAAACUGAGAAUUGACAAGAAUUUAAAAUUUAAAGCCAAAUUGGAAGAAUAGCUGACUUUGAGAAUGUUUCCAUAUUUUCUGUUUUGACCUAAAUAAACACUAUAGUUUUAGGAAUACAUAGAUAUAUUUCUUACACUAAAGUGUCCCUCUGGCUCCAGCUGCUAAAGUGUUAAAAAAAAACCUUUCUUUUUAUCUACCCAAUUCCCGCGCCGAUGUCCCUUGGUGCUGGAAGGUGCUCCUCUGCCAAUGCCAGAUGAGGGGGACCUAAUGUGCAUGCGCGGCGAGCAUUAGACCCUCCCCAUGGGGUUUUAGAAGACUCUGGAUGUCCUAAUGCAAAGCGGUAGGAUGCCCAAUGUUGUCAGAAACUCUGUGAAAGGCCAGGAAGCGACUCUAGUGGCUCUUUGAGAGUCAGCCACUAGAUGCAAUCUUAACCCGGCGGUGUAAACCAAACGGCAAUGUUCUACUUGGCAGGGCUAGGGGGACAGGGACACUGCACCCACAUCACUUUAAUGACAUGAAGUGGUCUGGGUGCCUGUAGCGUUCCUUUAAAUUCCCGACAGUCUUCACAUUAGUUUAUCCACUUUGCAGUGAGGGGGCACUAAUAAACAAACAAAGGUUCACGUACGAUAUUGGCCUCCCAGUGGCUUCCUGUUGCUGAAACGGUCGCAUUAAAGGGCAGGUUCACUAGAUAGGGACUGUAUAGCAUUUGAUCUUCUCCCUUGUCUGAGUCUAAGGGGUUAAACAAAGCUAUGCAGCCUGUGAUGUCCUAUGACUGGCAUUCUGUGAGUGCACAAAUAAACAAGCAAGGUUUACUAUUAAGCGUGACACCCUAUGCCUCAUGAUUGUUAUAAAUUAAUUGGGUGUGUGGGGAUCAGACAGUUCAGUAGUAAAAUAUCACAGCACAAUGUAAAUCUUGACAGAACAGCAGGACGCUGGUAACAAAGCUGAUUAUUUAAAGGAGUAACACUGUUAAAAUAGCCGUGUAAAGAUAUGGCUUAAGGAGAUCCCUUCUCGUAAGCACGGUACAAGUUUCCGAUUGGUCUGUAUGUAUUUUCCCACUGCAUGAAAAUUAUAGGAGCUUAAUAACCUUAAAUUACCGUUUAAAACCCACUCUAUAUUCCGGUUUCUUGGUGAUUCUGUCCAAUUGGAAUCCAUCAAGACUUCCCAUACUGGUUUAUGGCCGGCGAAAACUUGCUUGUAAGUUUAAUGGGACACUUCACUGACCAAAUUAAAAAAAUAAAUUAAAAACCCCAUUGUUUAGUAGAUACAGUUACAAUGAAAACAUUCAUUUAAUGGUGCGUUUUUAAAAUGGAGUUAUAUCUAAAAACCGCUUGUAAAAGCCGUAGAUCUCGUCUGCAGCCUUUCACGUUCUCCCCUUCUAACCCCGCCCAUUGUUUCUGUGCCUGUCCAAUCACAGUCCUCCUAAUGCAGCUCAAUGUGGGGGUCUUGACUAGGCAGUGGUUCCCAGCCCAGUCCUCAAGUACCCCCUAACAGUCCAGGAUUUAGGGGUUACCCUGUUGUGUCUAAGCCAAGGUGUUUUUAGAAAAAGUAAUUGAGGACUGGGUUGGGACCCCUGCUCUAAGCAAUGUCUGCUUUAAAGGGACACUAUAGACAUCAAAAGAACUUUAGCUCAAUUAAGCAUUUUAGUGUGUGGAUCACUGCUCAAUUCUAUGCCAUUUAGGAGUUAAAUCACUUUGUUUCUGGCCAUCCAGCCCUAGCCACACUAGCUGUGACUGACACUGGCAUGGUGUCAAAUGGUUCAAGUAUUAAUCAGACAUUAACUUACGUUAGAAGUUUAUAUUGCCUGCUCUGUAAAUGGAACUUUAUUCACACACAGGAGGCUACUGCAAGGUCUAGUAAGCUAUUUAACAUAGCAGGGGAGAAGACAUUUGAAAUAAACAGUCUGUGCAAUAGAGGAAGUUUAAAUAUUAGCUCUCUUUAUACAAUGUGUAGGCCACAUGCAGGGAGGUGUGAAUAGGGCUGCAUAAAGAAAAUAAAUGACCUUCUAAAUACAGGGACAUGGUCUAUACACCAAAACUGCUGCAGUAAGCUAAAGUUGUUUUCUGACUGUAGCGUCCCUUUAAAUGGCACUUUCUGGACCCAGCAAAUUCACAACAUGAUACCCUACCUUUAAUGGCAGAUUGACAAGUACCAACUAUAUGUUAAACAGUAAAAAUUUGUUGCUCUUCCUAAUUACAUGUAAGGAGGUCUUGGAAAAAGAACUAAUGUUGAAAGCGGGAGGUAAAACUUGUUCUAGAUCGUUUCAGAAUUCACCGAUCACUGAUUCUUCAUACAUAAACAGAAUCCAAUGUUCAAAGGUACAAUUAGUUAUUGAUGAGGUAUGUUUGUCUUGUCUUAGACAGAGACAUUAGGUUUUACAAUUCUCCUAUAGUAUUCCUAGCCGGACGGUGCGUUUCGUAGAUAAGUAAAACCAUAGAGUCAAUGACACAGCAUUCGAAGUACACACAUGACACUCCUCGCGGCCUGUAACAUAGUAUCUAUGCAAUGUCCAUAGCUGUGAUCAGAGCCUUCGCUUUUAUUUACUUUUUUCUGCUUAUUUGCUUUUGCCACUUUAUUUAUUUGUUAAUGUUUGCCUCAUUUAUUUUUGUUCUUGUAGAAUAGAUAGAAGUACCUUAAGGUGAAGUUUAAUAUUGGGUUUAGUUUCCAAUUCUUUAAAAUUCUCGAAGAUGUUCUACCCAUGGCAAAUGGAUAAAAGGGUACAAAAACAAAUAGGAGGGGAGGGGAAAGAACAGAGACAAUCACUGAAACAAGUACAGAAGUGGUUAUAGUGGGCAAUAUUGUGAAGUCUUACAGUAGCAGAAUAAAUAUUAACACACACGUAGUGAGUGGAGAGAAAAACACACGUAAUAUUUCAAAUUGUAAUUAAAGCGAAAACCAGUCAAGAAUAUCAGAGAUUUAAUGUAGUGUGUCAACAGAGCCUCCUUGCAUUCAUUCGCGUCCAUCCAUGAAUCAGACAAAUAAUUUUUUAUCAUACUCUGUCAUACAGGACUAUUUACUAAAGUGAAAACGGAUGGGAAUUCAAACUGAAAUUCUAAUUUAAGGUCAAAACAUCCAAACUGAAAGACCGAAUUAACAUGGAGAAUUAUUCUAUUUUGGGUAUUUUCACCUUAAAGAAACACUGUAUCGAUAACGCUAUUGUGUCUCAAUCCCUUGUUUUAAAGGUGACUUCCCCCUCCCCUUUAGUAAAUAAAUGGUUAAAACCCCUCACUGCUGGCUAUGUCUCCUCCUCUUGCUAUGUCAUGGAGCUAGCUUGUCUGACCAAACGCGUAUUGCUCGCCGCAUGCGCAUUAAAGAGUCUCCUCGUGCAAAGUGUCAAAGCACCAUCAUCUCAGGGAGUGAAACUCCAUUAGGAAGCAGGAAGCACAUCUAGUGGCUGUCUGGAACACACUAGAGGUGGACUUAACGCAGCCAUGCAAACAUAUUUCAAAUUGCUGGGUUAAACAGCCAGGGACACUGCACCCAGAAUACUUCAAUGAGUUAAAGUGACCUGGGUGCUUAUAGUGUCCCUUUAAAUUUUAAAAUUCACUUUGAAUUUCUGACAAUAACCCUGAAUUCUGUUCUAGAAAUCCCUAGGCAUUACCCACUAGAUCCUCACGAGAACGAUAGAUUAUACUAGACUUGAAAUAGCGCGAUAAAUAUUGACCCUACAAAUGAUGAAAUCCAAUCUAUGUAUCUGUUCAUACUGACGAAUAUAGCAGCAUGCCGGACUGGCUGCACUCUGUCCUUAUGGGACUAUAGUAAAGUCCUUGAAAUGUUUUGUAUGUUGGUGGCUGGUACAAUCAGAUAUGCACAGGUUAUAAAGAGGAACAGAAAGUCAGCAAUAAAACCAGAUUAGUUUGAAAAGCUUCUCUCUGUUCCAUUGUAUUCUCCAUUAACCUUCUGAGUAAUUACUGCAUUAUAUUCUGCAGUGUGUUUUAUACGUUUAUGGAAUAUUCACUGAUUUUGUUUCUUCUCAUUCCGAUUAUUCGGUGCAGCGAUAUCGUUACUGUUCUGUUUAAGCAGGCCGUUUAAAUGGCUCUCUUAUAGUUUCUGAAUUUAUAGCUUUGAUCCUACUAAACCCAAAUUUAAAAAUGAAACCGUCAAAUAGAACAUUGAAAAUCACGUAUAACUUCUUAACUUUGUUUUCAGAGUGAUGCUCUGUUUUCUUUUAAAUGUUAAAUUUAAGCAAUUGUAUCAUCUCUGUAAGCUGUCAGGUGCGAGGGGCAGAAUUUAUACCCAUAACAGACAGAUAACCAAGAUGGACGCACGCAGUUCCAGCUCUACACUUACUAUCACACGCAUGUUAUUAAAUAUAGGAGAUAAGUAAACGUAUUUUUUUUAAAAUAAUUUUCCCGUGACAUAGACACACGAUCUCCUUUUCAGGUGAAUUCUACGAUUUAUUCUGUACAUUUCUGACAAUUCAGGGAGCGCAGUGUGUUGUUUAAAUGGUAAACGUGCCUUUUAGCAGAACUGUCAGUUCCAGUGAAGCAAUAUUUCCUUGUUCCUUCACUCCACUAAAUGCUAGUUCAGCUUUUACUGAGGUGAAAAUGCAGCAAAUGUAAGUUUAAAAAAGGGCUUGCCUCUGCUGCACAUGCCUGUGACUCUAUGACGCUGCGCGGUCAGGCAUGUAAUGAAGAAAAGGCGUGCGCAAUGCAUAAAUGAUCUACCUUCCCAGCAUAUUAAUGAAAAUCAAAUAAACUAUAAAAAAUUUAAAAAUAUAUUUUGUACAACAUAUAGUUCCUUUUUAAUUAGCUAUUAUUGUGCUAGGAUUGAGAAAGUGACCGUUCCCCUUUGUUUCCUAAUCUGUGCAUGCCCACUAACCCAUGGUAAGGGUCUACUUUUAUAUGUUUAUGGAAUAUUUAAAGCACACUCCCAGCACCAUACUACUAAUGUACGCUCCCUACUACUAAUGUACGCUCCCUACUACUAAGGCACGCUCCGCACUUCUAAGGUACGCUCCUUGCAGAGUUUAUGAUUCAGACAGAUCGUUUGCCUCUGUCUCUUGGCAUUCUGCUAUUAAAACCCCCAAACAUUUAGAACAAUAAACCCAAUCCCCUAAUUAAAUACAUCACUGGUCAUAGUACCCUCUCCAAAAAGAUCUUUACGCACAAGCUGAACAUGACCCACCUACUCCUGGGAGACGUCUGUAAUUUGUAUGAGAGUGAGAGUGCCUUUUGUUUUGGCCAUAUUUAGCACCAUUCACAAAAACCAUGAAUUGAGCGAGCUGCAUCUUGUAAUCUUGUGCUGUGCCUGCAUUCCUAGAUUGUGUUAAGGCUUCUAGCACUAGUGCUGAACCACAUUUCCCAUAAACAUCUUUUAGUGCUGUCAGUCAUUGGAAAUAAUGGGAGGUUCGGCUUUAAAGAUUUUAAUUUACAUUUUUUUUGGUGUAGUGCAUUAACAAUGUGAUCAGUUCCAGCCUUUAGCGUCCAUUUAAUCUCAAUAUAAGGUUAUACAUUUGCUAGCAGUUUAACUAUAUAUAUAAUAAUCGUGCUUAACGGUUAAACUGGCGCUAACCCCAAAUGUCUUGUUUUAUAAAGAGGACACCGUGUCAUAUUUAUGUGACUUCUGUAGUUUGUGUCUCAAACCAUUGUAGUCUAUAUAUAAAGAAAAAAAGUCAUGUAAUAACAUAAUAUAUCUGAUGAAAUCUAUAAAGUGAUAAAUGGGAUAGAAUAUCUUGAAAUCCUUUUUUCUGAAUGCUCCGUGUGGAGUGUGAUUUAAUUUAUAUUUAUAUCGCUGGUGCUUCUGGCAUUGGAAGAGACGUUAAAGCCGUGAGACUGGCAAGUGACCCAGAUGUGACAAUGUCCUUGAGAUGGUUCUUAAUUUGGAUGACAUUCCCCCUUCUCCAGCAUUGCUUGAUUUGAUGUGAUUUAUUUUUUUUGCCCUAUUAGGGGAACCCGCCUCUGGCUUAUUGUGAAUUGUUAACGUUAACAGAGGCCGUGCCGAGAAAGCAAUAAUCCAGCUCGCUUGUUAGGCCACCUUAAUUAAAACUAGAGACGGCCAGACUUGGUACAUUUAGUGUAUAUCUUCAUGUUGGGUCACGAAUGAACAAUCCUCAUUUUUCUCAUUCGUAUGAUGCUUAUAUCACAUACUGUAUACAGCACCCAUAUAAAAUACCAGUACUUGCAUGUCAUUAUACACGUUCCAAACUCACAACAUAUUCUAACUUCAAUUUAUAUUGCUGGCCGGUAAAUAAUAAAUAUAGACAAGAAACAUUUCAAAUAAAUCCAGUUUAAUCCAGAUUAAUAUCAGAUAUGGACCAGUUUAAUUCAGAUUAAUAUCAGAUAUGGACCAGUUUAAUCCAGAUUAAUAUCAGAUAUGGACCAGUUUAAUUCAGAUUAAUAUCAGAUAUGGACCAGUUUAAUCCAGAUUAAUAUCAGAUAUGGACCAGUUUAAUUCAGAUUAAUAUCAGAUAUGGACCAGUUUAAUUCAGAUUAAUAUCAGAUAUGGACCAGUUUAAUCCAGAUUAAUAUCAGAUAUGGACCCCUUGUUUCCUACGUUCCUUGCAGUUGUCUUUGUGAAUGUGGACAUUUUAUGCACAUUGUACAGACAUACAAUAGUCUAAAACGGUUCUCAAUCCGAAUCCAGCGUCGUUCGACGUUCCUCCGAUUUCUGGUACUUUACUUUGGCUGGGUGGCGUCUUUCGAAAUCCUUUAGGUGCCAGAGUCCCCCAGUAGUAUAUAAGCUGAUCACAAAACACCUUUUUCCAAUAUUUAGGCUUUAUCAAUGGUAUCUAGAGGCUAACGUAUCAUCCGCAAUUUAAAUCCCUCUUUAAAUUGAGUGGGCGGUCUGUAUCAUUUGAAUCGUACCCUUAAUAUUUUUACAUAUCUAUUUCUCCAAAGCAAACCGACAUGUGGACUAUGCAUGACUGCUGACCCCAAAUACCAAAACCGUUACCCCCAAUAACGACAUGACACCUGAUUGUUGGGUAAGGGCAACGGCCACAGCUUUAUUAAACUUUUACACAGCCAGCAUUUCCACCUGUCAGCUGUUGGGGUGACUACCCAACAGACAGAUACUCCAAGUCUUUAUCCAGAGUUCGUACAGCCUUCCUUCGGCCAUCAGCCCUAGCAGGCUGCGACUCACCAAAUCCUUUCCGUGCAUUACGUGCGCUGGCCAGGAACUCCGCCACCGCGAUGCCGGCCCUCCCUCUCUUUACCCGGCAUCGCGCCCCCCGCAGCCAGCGCCUUUUCUAUACCCGACUGCAGACCCGCAUUAAAAAUGUCCAAUCCUGUUUGGUUCAGGUGCUCUCCGUCCGCCCUCAUCAAAUUCCGAUAGUCCCCCUCCAGCUCCACAUGCCGGACCGCCACACCACCAAGCCACCGCACAAACCGAGAGAUCGUCAUGUUGAGCUUGCGCCUGCUCCGCUCCAGGCCCUUGGCAUGCGGCAAGACCUGCCAGCCAGGACAGGGAACAAUCUCCGACCAAAUCAGAGUACAGUCUGAGAAUAGUGCCAAACACCGGGCCAAGUCGUGCUUGACAGAGUGCAUCAGAUCCACCGAUCUAACCCUCCCUAAAUCAUUACCUCCCGCAUGGAUCACAAUUGUAACAGCCCCCGACACGAACCUGCUCAGGGCCACGCACUCCGGAUAGACUUGCCUCCAGGACAGACCCCGAACACCCCUCCAGCGUACCCUUGCUAUGUCCAUGGAGAUCCCUAGGUUCCGUCCAUAGGAGCGAGACUGAGCCCGUCGAGCUGCCCAAUAUAUAAACGAAUGACCCAAGAUCCAUACGUAAUGGGGGACGCAACCUGAAACAAAUUAUAACAAAUGUGGUCGAACAUACAGCUGAAACCGCCUAGAAGACCAUCUGCCUAAUUGCUGCACCACCGAACCUGCCAAACCCAUACCGCUAGCCUGAGUAGCGGCCCCGAUCCUGAAGGAAUGAGGCGAGAACCCGGAUGGAUCUUGACCGCAGUCCACCAGAGCUCUACCCAACACUGACGCGAAGUGAAAACGCGUAAGCGGGGACCCAUCCGCAUGCACCAACAACGAGGCCGCCACCGGCCGACUCGCCAUAUACUGUUGGAAGAGCCGGACCGGACAAUACUCACCACCAUAGCUCCCCACCCUGAGCCACACACCAGCACCAGCUUGAUCUGUCUUGGAUCUGCGGAUAUGCAGGUCCACAAACCCAUCCGCCCAACGCACAUCUGACAGCAGGAGUGGAGAAACCGAACAGCGAUUGGGGGCGACAAGCUCCCCCACCCGCAAUGCCCCGAAGAAACACAGCGCAAAACUAACCUGAAACAACCGACUCUCUGAUACCGAGACACAGACCCCCGGCAACGCCCCCAUCAACUGCCACAACAGCUCCACUGAAAUCGGACGCCGCCGGUCCGGACGCCUCCGGGUCCUCCAACCGCGCAGAACCCGCUGCAGGCAAAACUCCUUCGUUAUGUCCCGCCAGCCUAGAAACCGAAACAAAAACGACAGAGCCGACAGCGCUCUCUCCGCCGAUGCGCAUGAUUGACCUUGCUCCAGGAGCCUACUCAUAUAGCGUAACGUCACUGUGAACCGGGCAGACCCCGAUGACAUACGAUCAGACCCCUCCACACACGACAGCCAACUUACCCAUACCGACCUGCACGCCUUACACGUAGCCGCCGACAACGAUUCCGACACCAAGGACAUCAGCCCUCCGAAACUAGGUCCCAUAAGUAUGCCGGGCAGCGAAGACCCUCCUGAUCUGCUUCGGGGGCCGACUCACGAAAACGGUCCCACUGAAACUGAGAAAGAGAGUCAGCCACCAAAUUCAAAACCCCCGGAACAUGCCGAGACUGCAACCACACAUUAAACUGUAAGCUCAGCAGCACUAGGUGACGCAAGAGAGCCAGCACUGGAGGAGAUGCAGACGAUGAUCGGUUAAUCACAUGGACCCCACUCAUGUUAUCCGUGUGAAAAACCACCACCCGGUUCCGCAAUUCGUCCCCCCACAGUGCUAGCACCACCACUAUGGGGAACAGCUCCAAGAACGUAAGGUUCUGCAUCAACUCCAGCUCACGCCAUGCCGCCGGCCAAGCAGCAGCACACCACUUGCCCUGAAAGUAAGCCCCAAGCCCUACCGAUCCCGAUGCAUCCGUAUACAGUUCGAGUUCGGCAUUGGGAACCGCUUUCCGCAACCAGCAUGAUCGGCCGUUAUACCUACCCAGGAAGACGCUCCAUACCUGCAAGUCAGCCCUAAGUUUGGCCGACACCCGAAUAAAAUGGUGAGCCUCCCUGAUACCAACCGUCGCCAAUGACAAGCAGCGGCAAAAGGCCCGACCCAUGGGCAAGACUCUGCAAGCAAAGGCUAGGUGACCCAGCAAUACUUGCAUCGUGCGCAACUGUACCUUCCGAGCCGAUUUUACCAAGUCAAUCUGCUUGAGCAGGACCAUUAGCUUUUCGUCCGGUAAGCGAAAAACCAUGUCCACUGUGUCAAUCUCGAUGCCCAAAAACGACAGCCUAGUGGCUGGCCCCUCCGUCUUCUGCUCCGCCACUGGUACGCCAAACCACGCGGACACUGCGCGGAAGGCCGACAACAACCGAGAACAUCCGUCACCCUCCCGAAGACUCACAAACAAGAAGUCGUCGAGAUAGUGCGUCACCGAAUCCAAACCCGAAUACUGAACCACAGACCAUUCCAAAAACGAGGAAAACAUUUCAAAUAAGAACACGAUAUCGAACAACCCAUGGGAAGGCACUUGUCGUAGAAAAACGACCCCUGGAAUUGACAACCCAGCAGGUGAUAACAUUCUGGGUGAACCGGCAAUAACCGAAAGGCCGAUUCGAUGUCUGAUUUAGCCAGGAGUGCCCCUAACCCCGCUUCCCUAACCAAUGACAGGGCCCUGUCAAAUGAAGCAUAAUGCACCCUGCUGAAUUCCUUAUCGAUAUCAUCGUUCACCGACCUCCCAGCCGGGUAGGACAGGUGAUGAAUCAACCGAAAGGAGCCAGGCUCCUUUUUAGGUACCAGCCCCAAGGGCGAUACCCGCAAGUUGGGAAAUGGGGGGUAAGAAAACGGCCCCGCCAUGCGCCCCAAUGACAAUUCUUUUCUCAACUUGGCACCCAAAACUUCCUCCUUACCCUUGACCGACCGAAGAUUAUCUGCCAACCGUGGCUCCGCCGAGAAGACAAAGAGGAUCCAGAAUCCGACUGAAAACCCUUCCUCCAACACCGCGGCAUCGCAGCGUUUAGGGUAGGCCUCGAGCCAUGGCAACAUCCUUGCCACGCUCACUGGUGUCCUCCCCUUUGGAACCAUCCUCUCGUGACCCUGCCUUGGGAAUGGACUGCUUCGCCUUCUUGAAGCAUCGCAUGGCGGGGUGAGCCCCCCUGCAAUGCGAGCACUCGUGCUUGAACCUACAGGAGGAGUACCACCUGCAGUGGCUCUCAUUGAAGAGCCAGCACACUCCCUUUUUCUGCCCAGUCGGCGCACCGGAGGAAGCUCCGGCGCCGGCUGCCCGUGGAAAGGACGCCGGACGACUAGGCGUCAUGAGUAACAGCCACAGGCUGCCAUCCUGCGUGCCGAAGUCCAAUCCAGGACACGCCGCCAUCUUCUGCCGGAACUGCUGGUCGUAACGGAACCAGCUCUGCCCGCCAUACACCUUAUACGCACCCCAAAUCAGAUCCAAGAUCCGGGAACCGACGGGUCAGAAUACUUGCGAAAACCGCGAAACCCUGUAACCAAUUCCCAAACGUUCGUGGGAUUUGCUUACCCUUCUCAGGGUCCUGUGGCUCGUCACAACGUGGUCGAUCCACAGAAUCCCUGUCCGGGGAAACCAGGGACAAAAAGUCCACAAAUUCCCCUUUAAUAAUCUUAUCCCGUGUCUCCCCUGGGACAUGCAUGCCCAAGGGGGAUAGUUCACAACCUGGAAGAGAGGGACGGAACCCCCCCCCCGCCUGAGCCCUAUCGGCUGGAGCCUCCUCCAGCACCCUGCGCACGUCCCCUGAUUGGCUAUACGCAGCUGGCAACCUAUCUACCACUGCCCUGAGCAAGCGCAACAAUUCCCUAUCCGCAGCCUGCUCCUGCCCUAGCGCACCCUGUCCCCCAGCUAGGCUACCCCAAGUGCUAGCGCAAGCCAACUCACCGCUUAGUGGAGCUGCCACGGUAGCCUGCUCAGGUUGGCGAGGUCUGGGAGCCGUCCUCUGGUCCAACUCUUCCUCCUCUGAUCUGGAUUCCGAGUCCUCCUGCAGCCUCCUCUGGGUGCUGUCCCAUGUUGGACUCCUGUCCGGCAGCCCCCGAGUUCUGGGCUCUCCUUGCUGCAGGGCAUCUGCCCCCAGCCUUCUCCUGGGCUGUACAGCCCUCCGAUCCCGAUCUUGGGCGCCCCCACGGCUCCCCUGGGGCUCCGGCGCCGCAUUUUCGUGAACUUCCGGGUUCUCCGGUGGGGCCUGUGACGUCCGCACUGUGCGCCGUGCGUCCGUCACGUACGCGCCCUUGUGACGUCCGGCGUCUCCACGCACCGCCCGGACGUCAGACGUCGAUGCGUCACUUCCUGCCGGACCGGAAGAGAAGGAGGACUGCGCGAGCGCUCUUCCCGCGCUCCGCCAUCUUGGGCCCGCCUCACCGCAGCUCUCACCACCCGCGGCUGCCUCCUGGAAGCCCGGGAUCCGCCAUCACCGCCUCCAUGCUCUGGCGCCGGCUGCUGCCUGCUGGUCCCGGCCUCCGAUCCCCCUCCUCUAUGCACCGGACUGGGGGAAAGGCGGGAAGGAGGCCUAGAACGCCUCGGCCUCCUCCCGCGGGCCAGAGAAGGGGUCUCCGCCACCGGCUGCUCCACUUCCAUCCGGGCCUGGGGAAAGUCGGCCAUCAGCUCUGCCAGAGAACUGGAUCCAUUGGAAGCCAGGUAGGCCUGCAGCACCCCCAGCAAAGCCUCCCUUGACAAAUCAGCCAUCUUGCAGGGAAGGCCUAGCUUGCAGUUAACACUGGAGUAAAGUAACUAAAUGCUUUUUUUUUUUUUUUUUUUAACAGCAGAAGGCUAGAAGCUAAAGGGCUCUGAAACUUUGAAAACUGUUCCAGACUGCUCCUUCUGCACUGGUGAGUCCCACCCCCCUGCUCUCCCUCUUAUAUCCCACUAUAUAGGCAACAUUGUAUCUUUUAUAUUCCCACCCCUUACUGCAGGGCAGCAGUCAUGCCUCCCCUUCCUUGCAGUCCAGGGGAUAUCUUUACACUGAUAACUUAAAAUUCGUAAACUCUUUUAUAUACAGAAGUUACAAACUGGUUGCCAUGGAAACCCUCAACUGCAGAAUUUAAUGUCUGUCUUGUAUAGGGAGAGAUACUUCCAGGGAGGGAAAUUACACAGACUAUCAAAAUAUUUAUUAAAUUGAUGGAGUUGGGGUGGCUUGCGAUUGCCAUGGCAACCCGCAUUUACUUUAUAAGUUAAAACACGAACAAGCGAUAGAAAUAUCAUCUCUCUAUCAGGAUUGAAACCAAUUGUUAUCGCAAGACAGGGCCUUUCUGUAGUAUGGAAUAACUUAUUAAUGUUUAUAAAUUAUACAUAUUAAUAUUGUGGUGUUAAUCUGCUAAUAAGGUAUUUCAUGUGAGUGAUUUAUAUUGGAACUGGAGUCCCUCUUAAAUUGCAACAGUCAAAAAAUGACCCUUAAAACUGAAAUCAUUAUUGUGGAUCUGAUCAACAACACUGUGUGUGCGUGUGUGUGUACGUGUGUGUGUGUGUGUUGUACAAUCAUAGUUCUUCUAAAACAGCAUUGUUUAUUGUCUCCUCGUGGAACUAAGCUAAAUUUGGGCUUGGAUAAUAAUCGUUCCCCUAUAACAGGCUACACUUGGGGGGAGGACGGGGAUGGAAAGGGGGGUGGGGGGGGAACCUAUCCCAAAAAAUUCUGUCAGCUGAAGAACUGGAAGAAUUAACCUUCUCUAAGUUCCUUCUUAUCCAUUUUCUUUCACUUUUUCUUAAUCUUUCUUUGUUAAUGAUAUUGAACAUCCGUUAGAUGCUCACCCAGUCUCCAAAAAAUCGUUAAAAACCCACUUCUUCAUAAAAGCGUAUCAAUGAAACUGUUAAUAGCUGCUGACUGAUUCCUCUUCUGCAACUGUCAUUAGUCUAAUACUAUCCUUACCUUUUUAUGUCAUUUUACCCCACUCCCUCUAGCAUGUAAGCUCAUUGAGCAGGGCCCUCAACCCCUCUGUUCCUGUGUGUCCAACUUGUCUGGUUACAACUACAUGUCUGUUCGACCACCCAUUGUACAGCGCUACGGAAUUUGAUGGCGCUCUAUAAAUAUCAUAAUAAUAAUAAUAAUAUGACCAGAUGGGCCUUCGGAGCAUAUUUUAAACAUUUGUUCAAAGCCGUGAUAUGUUGUGAGGUUAGAGGCAUAUCUAAUAAUCCCUCCUUGUUUCAUAAAAAAAAUUACAAAAAAAACCAAAACCUUCUGUCUUGGAAUAUGAUGAACUCCAGUUGAAACAACUUGGUCUCUGUUUCCUGUAAUUUGGUUAUCUAUUCAUUCUAUCUGAGGAGAUAUUUUCAGAUAAUGCCUUAUCUUCACAUUUCUGAUUUAAUGGUUGGGUUUGGGGCCUCCUUGUGUCGUGCAUUCUGUUUAUUAAACUUGGGCCCUAACGGAGGUGUCCUAGUGAUGUUGUUAUAACCACUCCUUCUUUUCCUCUAGUGGUUAUGGUGAUUGGCGUUUCUUCUCUGUCACGUAUAAAGAAAUCUAUGCUUAGAAUAAAUAUGCCAGUGAAGUUCAUUAGCAGUGGGUUAUGGUGGUUUUAUACAAAAGUUGGUUCCACCAGUAAAACAAUGGUCAGGCCUCUCCUAUGGUGCAAUAUGAACUGUCUACGAUUAAAUGCACAUAAUGUCAGUCAGUCCUGAUUUGCCCAGACAGAAGGACUGCGCCCUCUGGUUACAAUGCGUUGAAAGCGGUUUCCUUUCAGCAUAAUCACCAUCACUUUUUUUAUGUUGAUAUACGUCAUGCUACCAAGCCUCUAAUUAGCACUUUAUAAUUUGUACAUUAUAUUUAUUGCAUUCCUUGGGCUGAGCGUCCUGAAUAUUUGCACUAGUUAAUCACCUUUAAUAAAAAAAAAUAAAAAACACUUGUCACUGGUGUUACUUGGGUUCAAAAAGCGAUGACCUGCCUCUACCUGUGUCUAUUGUUUAUGUAUUUCAUAAAGGUUAAAAACACUUCCUCGGGGCAUAUACCCAGUUUAUAAAUGACGUGGUCAUUUGGGCACAGGGUAGAUUUUAAAAUAAAAUGUGCACAGACCAUUGUAGGCCACGAUAAUCUGUUAAGAAUAAAAAGUUGAGGCUACAGUAGUCCUUGUUAAGAAAUCUGACAAGUGACCAUUGCAAAAAAACAAAACAAAACAUGAUUUCUGCUCCAAGACGUGCGUUUAUUUGGCAAGAACUUGUCGUCCAAUGUGUGGGUGAAUUUGUUACUUGGGUUGUCAGAGUGGGAUUCGAUAUGACCGAACAGUGUGUGUGCAUUGAUAGAAAUCGAUAGCUAAUAUGAACAGCUCCAUGUUCCACACCGCAAAGAAUUCUUACUAUUCCAUGGCCUCGUACCGCAGCCACCGUGUGCACGACCAGAUUUAAUAUAAACUGUCGCACCGCAUGGGAACCUGUGACAUUCCUCCCACAGCGUGUCUGAAGCUGUCACUGUCUCCUGCUGGUAUGUUUAGAAGUGCGUGUUGAACCAGUUUGGUUACAUUCCCAGUAAAACGUGUUUUGAAGUAUUUUCUGUGCUAACACACUUUUGCUUCAGGUAAUUUAAUUAUGUACAUAUCUACCCCACUCUAAGUAAUAACAUUUAUUGGAUUAACUCUUGUAGUGUGCCACACAGGAAGAGUUAACCCUAUAAGCUAUAUUACUUCGAGUGACCUAGACAAACUUCGGCACUCCAGAUGAUGUGGACUGCAUUUCCCAUCAUGCUUUUACUGCCAUAAUGCUGGCACAGCAUCAUGGGAAAAUGUAGUAUGCGACGGCGCCAGUAAAGGCGGUAUAACCAGUUUUUCCGAGCUUUGAAUACGAUUUCUGACUGUUGUCCGGUUGCUGUGAUUAUUAUCACCUGCUUGGAGCCGUCAGUUAAUAUAACUGAUCCGGCUUUCCUUAGCAAGUUCCCGGCCUCGGGCUCUGAUGGAAGUGAAUGACAUGAAGCAUUAAAUCUCCCUCCUACUAUCUGUGGGAGGGAAUAGCUUGGCAUCAGUAUUGCUUGAGGUGUAAAUACUAAAGCUGUUCUUACAUUUUGUCUUCCUAGAUCACAACAGACAUGAUUAAUUGUAUCUUGGGAGCCCACAAACAGCCUGCUAUGUCAAAAUAACAUUCACGGAAUCUGUGAGGUAAGUCCAGCAUGGUUCUGUGUGUAUGUUUGUAACCAGUGGAUCUCUCAGGAUUCAGAUUUUAGUUUUUUUCCUAAUUUAUGUUUGUUGUUAAAUUAAAUAUUUAAUGUGACACAUUAGCUGCUGUCAUUGUUUGAUAUGAAUGUUUUUCAGAAAACAUCACCCCACCCUUGAUUUCUGGUCCACGUUGAUGUUACCGUGUGUUUUGUAAUGUUUGUGUCACAGUGGGUUUAUCAGAUGGCAGGGAGACUAUCGUGGGGCCUGUACAUCCUUCUCAUCCAGCGUUACUUUGUGACUGUCCGUACACACAUUUUCUAAAAUAGCAAUCAAUCUCAAUCUCUCUCUCUCUCUCUCUUUUUUUUUUUUCAUGGUUUUAUACGGUCGCUGGUAAAAUAUGAUCUCAUAAAAAGUACUCUGAUUCCAAGCAAUGCUUACAUUUGGAAUCCAGUUUCAUCUUAAUUGGUUGUUUUGUGGUCGUAGCCGCUCAGUAAAUAUGAUUUGCUGUGUAAAAUUGCACGCCCAUUGCCAUCUAGUCACUCUGAGACACGUAACAUACAGCAUGUUAAAGGGGGUUGAAUUUUUAAUUGUUAACUUGUUUUUUGAAGUAUUGUUUUAGUAGAGCACUGCACUGUAACUGUUGGGGUUAUUCAGUAAGGGCAAGAUAGCCAAGAUAUCAUUCAUUUCUCAGUAUAUUUACUAACGGCUUAUAAACGAUCAGUUUGAGGAUUAACCUCACUGAGGUUCCUUGUAAGUAAAUUCAGGGAAACUCGCCAGGAAUCUGUGUCUGGCAAGUCUGCUCCCUGAUAUAUCUCCUGAGCAGAGUGAGGGGGACAAACGGUCUGUAGCUGCAGUCACUAGAGCUUGAUGAUUACCCCUAUCUGUGUAUCGGCAAAGAUCAGGAGCCGCACUGGAUACUGGAACCUGCGGACAGCUCAGGGAUCUCGCAUGUGUCCGGUACACCGACUCACAUGGGCCCAGACAGGCGAUAACAACCACUUGGUUAAAAAAAUACUAAAUAGUCACUCAGAGUUUUAUUCUGCUACUUGUUUAGCUGACAGAAGCAAUUACGUUUGAAAAUACAGGAAUAAUGAACAUGACAGAGCUCAGGGGAGGUGACCACCUUCUUAAUUCUGAAUUCAUGGAGAAUGACAGUCUCUGUUUCCAACUGAAUGACUGUCUAAUGCAGCGAUGUCCAAAAGUUAGACCCCAGAAUUACUGCUAAAGCAUUAUGGCGGCCAAUUCCAACAGUUUGCCAUCUAAAUUCUGGCUACCCUUAUUCUGCCAUUCUUCAAUUCACUGAGUGCUUAAAGGGAAACUAUACUGUUAGUACCACGCUCACAUUAGGACUUCCUAAGUAUAAUGAUUUCCUAUGGGGUUUUGGUCGAUGCGUAGCGUGAGGACGUCCAGCAUCAGGAGACCAAAAGUCGCCUAAUGACCCCGGAAUCCCUCUAGCGGCUGUCUGGUAUACAGCCACUAGAAGUGGAGUUAACCCUUUAAUGUAAUUAUUGCAGUUUAUUAAAAACUACAGUAAUUACCACUGCAGGAUUAAGGGUGCUGGGACACUGCACCUAAACCACUUCACUGAGCUGAAAUGGUCUGGGUGCCUAUAGUGUCCCUUUAAUGUAAUAUUGCACUCAGUGUUCCCAUCCAGAACUCCGAGAUUUAAUCAUCUUUACAAAGAAGGCUGUGUAACGAAAGGAUAUUGACUAGUGCUUUCUCAAACUGAGGUCACUCUGCCAGUUCAGAUCUUGGGGAUUACAUUACCUUGGGCGAGCUGUGUAUAGAGCGAGAGAGAGUCUGCUCAGUUACAUUUUGUCUCUCAAUCAAUAAUACUUCACUACGUAUCUCCCUAUAGCUUUCACAAUCAAUAGCAGUUGAUGUGGGGACUGCAUGACCUAAUCGGUGCACUUAGUACUCCUAGCAUCGUAUCUUCCCAUUAGAUCUGCUGCUUCUCAUACAAUAGAAAACAAAACAGGAACCGGGUAUUGGAAAUGAACCGUUAUACGUGGAAAGAACACGUUUGGUUUAUUGUGGGGAAAGUGCUUUAAAUUGCGCUGCUCGCUGAUUAUAUAAUGCAAUGUUUUUAAUUCAGUGGUUAAUGAGUCCUAUGUGUCAGUUGUCCUCAACAGAACAUGCAAUCUGUCUGUAAGUUACAUUUCUCUUGUUGACGGGGGAAGCAGUUGGUCACUGCACAUACAGGAAGUGAGGAGUGGAUGCCAUCAGGUCUUUUUACUAAAAAAAAGAAUUCAGAGUGAAUUGAAAAGUCUUCUAUAAUUUCAAAUCGACUACUUUGCACUUAAAUUUGAAAUUCACACGAAUGCUCACUUUGGUGUCUUGCUCUGCAGCAAAACAGAAAAACAAAAAUUGUUAAACCUACAUAAUGUCAGAAAUUGUGUAAAGUUACUUUGUUUAACCCCUUAAGGACACGACAUGUGUGACAUGUCAUGAUUCCCUUUUAUUCCAGAAGUCUGGUCCUUAAGGGGUUAAGGGAAAUGACAUCUCACCUGUGGUAUAUAGUGACCACGAGCUGAUUAGAGCACCUUCAUUGAAAGCAGGCCCAGUCUGUGUUCUAAGAGUUUUUAAUUACUGAAUAUUUUCUCUGUCAGGACAAACCCCACACGCCAUGCAGUCCGCAGGUCACAGAUUCCGUGAUGUCGAACACCACCCUCUGCUUAAUGAGAGCGACGGCUACGAUUCUCCCCCUUCGGAAGGAGAACUUACCGACAGAGUGUGGUUUAUUCGCGAUGGCUGUGGGAUGGUGUGCGCGGUUAUCACUUGGAUGCUGGUUAUCUACGCGGAUUUUGUAGUGACGUUUGUGAUGCUCCUGCCUUCCAAAGACUUUUGGUAUUCUGUGAUUAAUGGGACCGUCUUCAACUGCAUGGCAGUGCUCGCAUUGACGUCCCACUUGAGAACAAUGCUCACAGAUCCGGUGAGUUCCUGUUACUACUUACUGUUACUGAGAAUAAUCGUACAGGUAGACGCCUGUCAUUAACUGCUUGGUGUGUGUCUGUCUGUCUGUCAGACUAGGGUCAUCUGAAAAAUACUCCAUGAUGCCAUGUAUGAGCAAUGUCUUUAUUUAAACACGCAAACGUAUUACACCAUGGUUGUGCUACUGGCCAGGCCUUAAAAGUUACUCACCCAUGCAAGCCAUAGUAUACCCUCCGUGGGUGAAUUUGUACUCUCCAAUGGCUAGUAGCGAGUGGAACUUUUGAGCCCUGAUUACACUAUAAAAAUAAAAGCAAGCACAACACAUUUUGACUACCAGGCUCUCAUUCUUCCGAUGAGAAAAGUGUCCCCAAAGGUUUCUUUGUUUAUACUAGCCAUAAUUGGUGUAUUCAGAUCUUAACUGGUGCUGAAUUGGUCACCUUCUGUCUUAUCUGUAUGAUGCAAUCCUAAAACUCCUAUAAACUUUCCAUUUACAAAGUUGUGAUACGUCGUGUCUGGUUUCAAUCAUUCCCAUACAUCACAAUAUCAGGAUUAUUCGGAAGGCUCCUCUGCGCCAUAUUUAAACCAGGCAGCGGACUCAUUCCAAGAUCCAAUAUUCUCCAGAACUAUGAGUUUUUGUGGCCUCUUUAACCAUCCGUAUGUAAAGAAUUAAAGGACCACUAUAGUGCCAGGAAAACAUACUCGUUUUCCUGGCACUAUAGUGCCCUGAGGGUGCCCCCACCCUCAGGGUCCCCCUCCUGCCCGGCUCUGGAAAGGGGAAAGGGGUUUAAACUUACCUUUUUCCAGCGCUGGGCAGAGAGCUCUCCUCCUUCUCUCCUCCUCCGAUCCUCCUCCUGGGCUGAAAGCGCACGCGCGGCAAGAGCUGCGCGCGCAUUCAGCCGGUCGCAUAGGAAAGCAUUAUCAAUGCUUUCCUAUUGACGCUGGCGUGCUCUCACUGUGAAAAUCACAGUGAGAAGCACGCAAGCGCCUCUAGUGGCUGUCAAUGAGACAGCCACUAGAGGGAAUGGGGGAAGGCUUAACCCAUUCAUAAACAUAGCAGUUUCUCUGAAACUGCUAUGUUUAUUAAAAAAUGGGUUAACCCUAGAAGGACCAGGCACCCAGAGCACUUCAUUAAGCUGAAGUGGUCUGGGUGCCUAGAGUGGUCCUUUAAGGAGGGUCUAAGCUGGUAACAUGCCUAGGGCCCUGUGAGAUCUUAAUCCAUCUCUGAUAGUAGAUGACUAUUUGCCGUUGUGUAUUAUUUGGAAUGAUUCUAGGGGGCUGUGCCGAAAGGAAACGCCACUAAGGAGUACAUGGAGAGUCUGCAGCUCAAACCCGGAGAAGUUAUAUAUAAGUGUCCGAAAUGUUGUAGUAUCAAACCAGAGCGUGCGCAUCACUGCAGGUAACGUGUCUGCCAUGCAGACGGAUUGGUUUUAUUAAUGUAUCUCUCGCUGGAAUGUUUACAUUGUACUGUAAUAGACUCCAAUCAGAGUGUACUGUGUUUGUGUGCGUCUGUCAGUGAGUCAGUGGGUGUGUGUCUCAGUGAAUGUGCAUGUUUAGGUGACCUGCCCCCUCCAAUCACAUGGGAAAGGUGCUUUCACUUACAGUUUUCCCCACACCAUGCUGGUGACACUGUGGCUGGCCCAACCUCCAUGGCUGAGAUCCUCAAUCUAGCCAAUCCAAUACUUCCCCAUAGAAAGGCAUUGGAAGACUAUUGCGCAUGCACGACAAAACGUCUUGCUGCGACAUUUAACUUCUUCUCAUAGAUGGGGGAGUAUUAACGUAGGUGGCCAGGGAAGCACCUCUAGAGGCCGUCUGAGUGACUGUCACUAGGUGUUACUAGGCAGCAAUGUAAAAACUGCUUUUUGCCUGAAAUGUCCAUCUUUUGCAGGGACAAAAUAUACACUUCAGAACAACUACAUUAAGCUCCCACUAGAGGUGACUAUAGUGCCCCUUUUCUAAAUGUGUUUUUGACCUUGAAAAAAAUCUGGCUGCUAACUUUGUUUUAGCUGGCUCCUAGAUUCCAGAUCUGUCGAGCCCUGUAGUAUGUCUGUAGUAUGUCUAUAGAAUAAACUUUAAAAAAAAAAAAAAGUUUUUUUCUAACUUUGCGUACCUCGUGAAAGUGGAACCAGCUUCCUAUACCUGUGCAUGCAGGUCCUGGGAAGGUGAACAUUACAAUAGGAGAUCUUUAGAAGAUUUAGGAAACACAGCAAGAUCCAUUUUGGGGCAAAUUAAAUGAAGCACAAAUAUACAAGUAUACAUGUUAUCUACAACUGUAUAUAAAUAAAACACUUAGUUCCUACAUUGUGUUAAUAUAAUGUUAUCACCAGUUUUGCAUCUUGUACGGUGGGAUGGAUGUGAGUGAGUGUCGUCAUUCGAUGCCAAACACUGAAUCCCAUAAUGCCCACACUAACCAAGAAUAAAACUGAUAGAAAGAUUUCUCCAUAAAUGUGCAGUGAACGGAUCGUUUUAUACAGGGUACAUGACUGGUGAACGUUAGACUGUCUCACACGUUGCAAAUCUGCUCAGUUUGUUCCCGGUGAUGAAUAGCUUCCUAUUCCCAUAGAGCGAUUCUCCCUCCAGCCCUCUCGAUUACUCUUGUCCGUUUACUGAUGACUGGUGUUUCAGAGCUUCAAUGGCAAAUCCAUCUUACUGCAGGUUAAAACCGUGCCUAGAGCCUGCCGGAGAUCAAAGCCUUCCUUCUUUGUGUUUAAUGUGCAAUAAUAGUCUCUGAGUGAUGAAACAGUGACUAUACUCCAUCAUUCUCCUGGAAAACCGGAAUUGUGUCUAAUAAAUGUCAAUACAUUGAAUCCUUAAUAUUUCUAUAUUGUUAUAAUUAUUUCCUCUCCUUGUUUGUCUACUGUGAAACUGUUCACUGGACGUUGAAUGCUAGCGCGAUUGUGCUGCAGAUAUUGCAGAAAUACAAUACAAUAUUGUUCUAUAGAAUUACACGGAUUCUUUAAACUGUGCUAGAACCCACUACAUAGCUUUACAUGGGAGAGGCUAAAGGGAUUUAGAUAGAAAAAUAGCGCUGCCAUCUAGUGGUGAAAUGUGCUGCUGAUGGUACUGAAGAACUGCUUGUCCUAUACCUCCAUAGAUCUUCCCAGACAGCCAUGAUUUAAAAGCAUUUCCUAAUCCAUUUUCAAUAAGAAAGACCUUGUUUCCCCCCCUACCUGCAAUUAAUCCUUAUUUACGUUUCCUUAGUAGAGUUUAACGAAUAUGAUCGUGAAUUAUAAAUAGUUACAAUAAUUCAUAAUAAUCAUCUAAAGGUGUCCAACCCCCAUCGUUUUUUGUUGUUGUAGUAUUUGCAAAAGAUGUAUCCGGAAGAUGGAUCAUCACUGUCCCUGGGUAAAUAAUUGUGUGGGAGAGAAGAACCAGAGGUUUUUCGUGCUUUUUACGGUGAGUCCUUUUCUCUUUAGACUGGAUUUAGCGAUGUAGCCAGAUCGGGGGGCAUUGUAUUGGAUUGUGGACGAGACAUACCAGGCAUCAAAACAAUCUCUUCUCAUUAUUGCAGUACAUUGACAAUCUUUUUUAUUUAACCAUGUAAUUAUUGGCCCGUCAAAUGGUUUCAUACUUUUAUUUCAUGAAUGAAACUUCUUGCAACUGCUAAUUGGAGAUAUGUAUAGCGCACAUAUUGAAAAUACAAGUCUUGUUUUAUGUUGGGUGUUUGUAGCACACAGGAGUUAACCAGGUGGAAGCCAACUUACCAGGUAGACAAAAACCUGUGUUGGACAACCUUCCACCUACUUAUUUAUAGCCGUUACCAAGUGCUUACGAAGAAUCAGAGAGCUUGUCACUUUAUUUGUAGAGUUAGAAAAAGAGUGUACAUAUGCAACACUGAGUGUGGAAUUCUCUCUUUGCUUCCAGAUGUAUAUAGCUCUGAUUUCGGCUCAUGCUUUGGCUCUGUGUGGGAUCCAGCUAUUUACCUGUGUCCGAGGACAGUGGACAGGUAAUAGAAUGGCUUUAUGAGCCAAUCAAUGCAUUUAUUAUUUCCUUUUAGAUUUUUUACUAAAACCUUCAGUAAUCCCAUCCCUUGUACUUGGCAUGCCCACAAAGUAACAUUUAUAGCAUUUUUCUACAUGACUUUUUAAAAUCCCAGAGGCAGAAGUCCUCCAUACGGCUCCUCUGUUUUGUACACCUACCUAUAAUUAUCCAACGUUAUGUGAAGCAUUCCUCAUAGAAGAGCUAUCUAAGAAUGGCUAAAUAAAAAAGUGGAGUAACUCCUUAAGCAGCGAAUAAGAUAGUUUGUGCUUAUUACUGAUAAUAUCCAAAGAGUUAUUGGUACCUGUCAUGACAAAUACAACUUAAGUAAAGUAUCAAAUCCUUGUGUUAGCAGAACUCUAUGAGAAUCUGGAUGUCUCUGUACAGCUGAUACAGGACUGUGCUCAUUGGCUAAGUGCAGUAAGCUGACACCAACAGCCAGCGGGACUGGUCCUGCAUGGGCUCCUGGCAAGACAUGGGUAAAUGGGCAAACUGUACUACUUACAGGGGGAUGGUGCCAAGGUACUCCUGGCACCACAGCCUUUACAGCGAGUAGUGGUAAUCUGCAUGGAUUUUUCUACUAACAACCUGUAUAGGGUUGUGUGCCUGGAGCCAAGCCGUCCAGUGUUGUAAUUAAUGAGAAAAACAAGCCUAGAUAUAAAUGUUGAUCUCCAAUAUCCCAAUACCUUUUUUCUAGCAGAUGCUUGUUGCAGCAGUAUGAAUGUAGGUUUAAGUAUAGAAUAUAAAGUAUAUUUUGCCACUUGCAUUUUUGUAUGAAAACUCCCAGCAUUGGUUUGAAACCAUUUAAAGAGAACAUUUUUCUACCUCCAGCAUGCAGUAACUUCUCCCCCCCAGUCACAGUCAUCUUGAUGAUCUUCCUCUGUCUGGAGGGGCUCCUGUUUUUGACGUUUACAGCCGUUAUGUUUGGCACCCAAAUCCACUCAAUAUGCAACGAUGAGACGGUAAGAUCUCUUUUGGCAGAUUUAUUGUCUUGUCAGUCCAGGAUGUAAAUCAAAAUGUAUGAAUUUAUGGCAUGUCAGUAAAAGAUGAUUUUGCUUUGUGUUAAGCUCUGGGGACCUUUCGAGUAUUUCAUAAAGAUGAUGUUUCUAAUCAUGCAGACUCCAUUGGAAUGUUAUUGAAAUUCCAACGCAAUCACUCUUAAGUAGGAGUUACUUCAACUUAAAGGCAAUGAUGAAACUCUCAAAAGUUGAUAAAAGCCAGAGCUGCUGUUGUCCACUUUUGACAGUUCCCACUAUGGGAAACAGGAAUCUUCUCACACAUCACAAGAGUUGGUCUGUGGAGGAUCCUGCAUUUUUGUAUAAGUGCCCAUAGACCUCGUCUUGUACUCUUGCGCAUGCACAAGCCUACAGUAGUGACGUGGGAUCCUGGGAGAUGAAGCACACAGAUCUGAAAAAAGACAGUGGUUCCUGCGGUAUGAGCUUCAUGUAAGUAUAACCAUUAGCGUCACCUCCCGCCCCCCCAUCUCCCACGUUCACGACACAAAGCUGGGGUGUCACUUUCUAGGUCUAGAAUCUUAACAGAAUAUAGCAGAAAAUGUCCAAACUGCUUUAAAGGGACAAUUACUUUUUUUUUCUUGCAGUUUAUAUUUACUCUGUACCUUUGCUGAAGCCCCGCCCUCUGCCAAAAUCACGCUCCCAAUGAAAAAGUAGUCUCCCUGUCGUCUUAUGUACAGGGAGUGCAGAAUUAUUAGGCAAAUUAGUAUUUUGACCACAUCAUCCUCUUUAUGCAUGUUGUCUUACUCCAAGCUGUAUAGGCUCGAAAGCCUACUACCAAUUAAGCAUAUUAGGUGAUGUGCAUCUCUGUAAUGAGAAGGGGUGUGGUCUAAUGACAUCAACACCCUAUAUCAGGUGUGCAUAAUUAUUAGGCAACUUCCUUUCCUUUGGCAAAAUGGGUCAAAAGAAGGACUUGACAGGCUCAGAAAAGUCAAAAAUAGUGAGAUAUCUUGCAGAGGGAUGCAGCACUCUUAAAAUUGCAAAGCUUCUGAAGCGUGAUCAUCGAACAAUCAAGCGUUUCAUUCAAAAUAGUCAACAGGGUCGCAAGAAGCGUGUGGAAAAACCAAGGCGCAAAAUAACUGCCCAUGAACUGAGAAAAGUCAAGCGUGCAGCUGCCACGAUGCCACUUGCCACCAGUUUGGCCAUAUUUCAGAGCUGCAACAUCACUGGAGUGCCCAAAAGCACAAGGUGUGCAAUACUCAGAGACAUGGCCAAGGUAAGAAAGGCUGAAAGACGACCACCACUGAACAAGACACACAAGCUGAAACGUCAAGACUGGGCCAAGAAAUAUCUCAAGACUGAUUUUUCUAAGGUUUUAUGGACUGAUGAAAUGAGAGUGAGUCUUGAUGGGCCAGAUGGAUGGGCCCGUGGCUGGAUUGGUAAAGGGCAGAGAGCUCCAGUCCGACUCAGACGCCAGCAAGGUGGAGGUGGAGUACUGGUUUGGGCUGGUAUCAUCAAAGAUGAGCUUGUGGGGCCUUUUCGGGUUGAGGAUGGAGUCAAGCUCAACUCCCAGUCCUACUGCCAGUUCCUGGAAGACACCUUCUUCAAGCAGUGGUACAGGAAGAAGUCUGCAUCCUUCAAGAAAAACAUGAUUUUCAUGCAGGACAAUGCUCCAUCACACGCGUCCAAGUACUCCACAGCGUGGCUGGCAAGAAAGGGUAUAAAAGAAGAAAAUCUAAUGACAUGGCCUCCUUGUUCACCUGAUCUGAACCCCAUUGAGAACCUGUGGUCCAUCAUCAAAUGUGAGAUUUACAAGGAGGGAAAACAGUACACCUCUCUGAACAGUGUCUGGGAGGCUGUGGUUGCUGCUGCACGCAAUGUUGAUGGUGAACAGAUCAAAACACUGACAGAAUCCAUGGAUGGCAGGCUUUUGAGUGUCCUUGCAAAGAAAGGUGGCUAUAUUGGUCACUGAUUUGUUUUUGUUUUGUUUUUGAAUGUCAGAAAUGUAUAUUUGUGAAUGUUGAGAUGUUAUAUUGGUUUCACUGGUAAUAAUAAAUAAUUGAAAUGGGUAUAUAUUUGUUUUUUGUUAAGUUGCCUAAUAAUUAUGCACAGUAAUAGUCACCUGCACACACAGAUAUCCCCCUAACAUAGCUAUAACUAAAAACAAACUAAAAACUACUUCCAAAAAUAUUCAGCUUUGAUAUUAAUGAGUUUUUUGGGUUCAUUGAGAACAUGGUUGUUGUUCAAUAAUAAAAUUAAUCCUCAAAAAUACAGCUUGCCUAAUAAUUCUGCACUCCCUGUAUAACUAAGAAAACUAAGUUGGAUUUCAAAAAAUAAAACCAAAGCAAAAUAUAAAAACAAAAAGGGAACCAGCGAAGUGUCAGAGCUGCUUUAAGGGAAUGUGCAAAAUAAAUUGUGAUUUGUAAUAGACCUCUUACUACAGACUUUCCCCAAAAAGAAGACCGGGCCUUAUAUUAAUUCUCCCCCAAAAAACGCACCAAGGCUUAUUUUCUCGUGAGGGAAACGGUAGCAGGCAUGUGCUAGAAAGCAGGUCUACAUUCAAGGAAAUUCCCCCGAACAUAGACCAGUUCAUUAGGGCAUGGAAUCCCUCUCCGAACCUAGAUUAGUUCACUAGCGAAUGGAAUCCCGCGACUCUAUGGUCUGGGAAAAUUCGCAAUUAGCAAACUAGCAACUGGGGCUUAUUUUCGGGGUAGGGGUUAUAUUCCGAGCAUCCUCUGAAAAUAAGCAAGGGUUUAUUUUCGGGGGAUGUCUUAUUUUCAGGGAAAUAAGGUAAUAGAGAGAAUUUGAAGUUCAUUUAACGCUUUUUAAAAUCUGUUCCAAUUUUGCGAUUAAAGGAACACUAUAGGGUUAGGAACACAAACAUGUAUUCCUCACCCUAUAGUGUUAACCUUCUCUCCCCCCCCCAACCCCAUUAAAAGCAUGAACAACUCACCUUAUUUCCAGCACUGCGUGGACCUGCCGGUGCCAGCUCCACACCUUUGGUGACAUCAUCAGAAUUGCCGAUUUUUAGCCAAUCCAAUGCUUUCCCAUGAAAGCAGCAAGGGGGCAGGGCCAAACACAAUUUUGUCCAAUCAGCACCUCCUCAUAGAGAUGCAUUGAAACAGUGAGGAAAAUUCAGCGUUGCCGCAGAGCAUGGAGAUGCUGAACGGCAGUGCUUCCUACUGUGCAGCACUGAGCCAGGAAGCACCUCCUGUAGCCAUCUGAGGAGUGGCCAAUUGGAGGUGUCCCUCGAUGCAAUGUAAACACUGCCUUUUUUUUUUAAUGCAGUGUUUGCAUAAAAAUGCCUGAAGGCAAUGGUUAUAUUCACCAGAAGAACUACAUUAAGCUGUAAUUGUUCUGGUGACUAUAGUGUCCCUUUAAAGAAACACUACACUGAAAGCAUUUUGUAGAUGUGCCCCCCCCCCCCCCCUGUGCUGGGGAAUACUCCAAUCAAAGUCUUCUCAAUGAGAAUCCUCUGUUCUGGAGCUUUCUCAGUGCAGCUCAUUGAGAAGGAGGGGGGCGGGGGGGGGCAUGAGAUGUGUUAGCUGCUUCCGUUAGCUCUGUGGAGAUUACAGAAAAGGAAUCUAAUCUCCCUGGAUCUUUGUGUCACAGCUUGAGAUUUGUUUAUGCCUCCAUAUAUAAAAGUAAAACGCUCCAGACUCAAAGCUUCAAUCACGGCUGGCUCAAUAUUUAGUGUUUAUUUAGCACUGGGAGCUCUGUUGUCAUUAAGCAAGUAGGCCAUUCUAUGGCUGAAUAGUAUUCCCAAAGACACAUUUGCAUUUUCUGAGUGGCGGGUGAGAGUGCGUGUCUGGGAUUUUAGAACAUUCAGUCUUCUUGCACCAUAAACACAAUAAUAAGCUGUAGUGGUUAUGGUGCCCAGUGUCCCUGUUAAGCUUCCCUGGUUGAGAAAUAAUUUUUAACUUGAUUGCAAAUAGGCAAAUGUGUCUUAGAGGGUCUGUCCUAAUAGCCCAAUAAAUAAAUAAAAAUGGAGAACAUCGUUAGGUGAAAUACACACCAGGGUCUUUUGAUUUUUUUUCUCCCACACACAGAAAAUGAAUAUUGUGUGUACAGACAGGAAAGGUAGCCAUGGUUUGAUGUCUCACUAUAUCUGGAUGAUAUUAGAAAAACAUCCUCCAUAAAUAGUCUGCAACUAUGAGCUCUGCUAUGAAACCCUUAUUUCUAUUAUUUGGUGUAGUAAUAUUAUAACAAUCUAUUUUAUUUGCUCUUUGACAGGAAAUUGAACGACUCAAAAGCGAGAAGCCUACCUGGGAGCGAAGGCUAAGGUGGGAUGGCAUGAGAUCGGUCUUCGGGGGCCCGCCAUCUUUCCUAUGGAUAAAUCCAUUCGCAGGUUUACAAAUCAGACGCUUAAUAAGAGCACGGAAAGGCGGCACCGAAUUUUCUGUCUAAAAACCCUUUGGUUAACUGGAACAAUCCGAUUCACUUUGCUGUAUUUGUUGAAGCCAGGAAAUUCAAUCCAAGCGAGUGUUCGCCUAGUGGGACGAUCAGAGCUGUUUCUCAUCGCAAGCAAAGCUGUCUAUUUUCUUUUUAUGAGCGUGGUUUAUGUCACGGAGUGGAUGGCAAUACGGUGACACAUAUUGACCACUGAACAAGACAUUUUCCAGUUGCUGUAAUUUAUUCUGAUACAGGGUUAUAUAUAUAUAUAUAUAUAUAAAUAUAUUUUUUGUUGCUUCCAAGUUAAUUUUUUUGAAUUUUUCCUCCCACUGAUAAUUGAAAACAUUAUCAUGGCUUACAGCGAUUUUUUUUUUUUUUUUACUUCAUCGACAAGCUGAAUGACACUAGUGCUUUAUGGACAAUAUGUUUAAUGCUGUAUUGCAGACUGAGCUUUUUUUUAUUAACGUACUUGUAUAAAUAAAAGAUCUCACCAUGAGCUGGAACCCACAUGAGAAUCUCGGUGCUGGAGCAAAUAACUCGCAAUUGGUAGAAUAUUCACUGCCCACACGCAUGGCGAUAUUUUCUCUGAGCAUGCCAAUCUUUAGUUACCCGUGAUAAGAACAUAUUGGCUUUGUUUUUUUGUUAAUCUCGGACUACUUCCAUUUGGGUCCCUAUCCACCUUAAGCUCAGCACCUCCAUGGCUGUUGCUGAUUCAAUGGCUUUGUCAUUCUGCCGCUAUUACCCAUCUCAUCUUUCCUGUGUUUACUCAUAUAUUCACAGCUAUUGUACCUUUUAUAAAUGUGUUUGUGUUGAGUGGCAGUAAGGACCACUACAGUCUUCCAUUGAAUGGAACCAUUUGUGGGUUUAAGGAAGGCACUGGCACCUGUUCUACUUGGUGAAUUCAGCACAAUGAUACUUUUUACACGCUAUAGACUGGCUGCCUGCUCUGUUACCUAAUACCACAUUGUUUUUAGUUGGGAACGUCUCCAUUGCUUGUGGCUUCAUACUGUUUGUGUGUUUGAGCUGGUGUUAGCAGAUGAAAGCUUGGAGGUAGGACAAUCUGUCCAGGUGACCUUACGGAUGACCUUUAGCUUGUAAGAUAGCCUCUAGUGAACAUGCCAUCUGCCAAAUACCACGUGUGUUGUUUUCUUGUCCACAUGACCGCUAAUUCUCUGUUCAACAUGUAACAAUAUAUGCUUCAUUUAUACAUUAUCGCAUGGGACUAUAUGUUGACAUUCGAAAGCUAGAUUCCAUUGUAUGGCAGUAACUGAGAAAUAUUCAUCUCACUUUGUAUUUGCUAUAAUGAGAUUUCCCAUAUGUUUUUAUUUUUGUUGUUGACCUGCUGUAUGAAACUAAGGUUACCCACGGAGGAGAAAGGGAUUCUAUGAUGCACUGAUUUAUGAAAUGAAGAAUUUAAUUAUCUUUACCUGUAGUGUAACACUAGUAACUGGACACACAGAAGAGCGUCAGACUGAUUUGCUGUUACCCCAGCUCUGUGUGUAUGUUUUAACCACUGCAAUGGAUUAUAUCCGUUUUAACCGCAUUCAGAGAUCUGGCAAGUGCUCUAUGUAAGAGACCUCUAAAAUUGUACAUUUCCCUUAUUUUUAACCAUUUCGCAGCUGUUUCUAUAUUCCCAACCACUUUCUAAUUUAUUGUAGACCUAAUUUAUAUACAUGAUCGGGUUACAUAUCCCUGUCAGGCAUUGUAAGGUGCUUUACCAAUGCCUGUGUAACCGCUAACAGGAUACAUUGUGAGAGCCCUGUCUAUAGAUGUGUUCGGUGGUAAGAUUUUCUAGUUAUCAUUUGUAAAGCCCUGAACACUACAGUCCAUUAGGGAGAUAAUGUAUUUAAAAUAUGCAAAUAAAAACCAUGCGAUUCAGUCUUGGAUUUCCCCAUGCAGCUAUUGUAACAGAAUGACGGGAGAAGGGAGCGUGUUGCACUAUAACCGCUACAAAAUGCAUAGGUAACUACUAUGUUCAGAGAUCUCUUCAUAUUCUGCACCAGUGAGAGACGGAAUGGUAUUUGGGAUAUUUGAAUGUAUUAUUUAUUUCUGUCUAUUUAAGAUUCUGUUUCCUCUAGUGUAUCAGACCUCCAGCCAUGGAGGCCGUAUCUGUAUUGUACUGGGUGUAAGCUUUCAUUGACUGUUAGGACUGUAAAAUUAUUUUACUUUUAAUUCCAUGUUGUUGUCCUUAUCUUUUUUUGUAUUCUUUGUUAAUCACUUUCUCUAUAUUUCCCUAACCUUUAUAGACAAUGUGACACUGGCUCAGCAUCACACAACGCCAUUUAUGUAUCUGCCAAACUUUCAUAUCAGCAGAUUUUCUACCAGGAUAUUGUAACCUUGAAGGUUUAUCUAAUAAAACUGAUACCGAUAACAUAGGAUUCCUGUGUAAUUGCAUUCAGCAUAGGAUUUAAAAUCACGCUGUGAUUCAUUUAAAGGAACCCCUCCUCUGAAAUGCUCUACGUUUGCAUUUAACCACUCACAGGCCAUACAUACAAAAUCAUAAGGAAAUAAAUGCUACGUUUGCAGAAUUUGACUCUGAACCCGUGAAAUCUUUAUUUUAUGGUCAUAAAUGUAGGACAUAAAACUGCAGUCCUUUGAACAUUCGUUAUCAAGUGAAAUAUAGUUUAUGGUUAGUUUUAUGACCCUCUCUGUUUGACCCUUUCAUUGCCGAGCAGCUUUCCUUGGAGAUGGCAUCCCAAAGGACUACAUACAAGAGAUUGUCACUCUCAGAUUCUAGAACUUUAUUUAUUUCGAGAAGAGUUGUCUUGUCUACCCAUCCCCAGAACCUAAAUGCAUCACUACGUGUAAGGUUUUCAUCCUCCGAUACUGGACCAGGCAUGAUUAUGGUAGAAGGUAUGUCACCAAGCUUCCAUUCAGAGAGGCCUUCACAAUGAGUAAGUGUUAACUGAAUAGUAAUUGUGUGCUGCUGCCCUUUGUCAGUUAGUUCCAUAUGUUUAUGUUGGUAAUAGCAGGAUGUUGCAGUAUCAUGUGAGUAAUUGCUGUAACAUUUCAUGUGCAACUCAUACCGGAGUUUCUCCAACAAACAGUUUAAAGGGACGGCAGUGGGAGAUUUCUCAAUAUGCCGCCAUUUGUAAAGGGAGCUCAAGUUGGAAGCGUGGAGUAAUCUCCAAUGGAUUGUGCCUGUUUUCAUGGGAAUUACCCCAUUUUUUUCUGAACACACCACGAAUGUUUCCACAUCUAUAAUAAAUGUAAUCCAGGGAUCCCGGUCCACAAGGAUCUGUUGUUAAUGAGGUUAAACACUCUAUUACACUGUGUUUAGCCAUAAAUCACCAUUAUAAAAACUGUGUGUAUUUUUCUUUAUGUUAGGAGAUGGUAAUCUCUUUGAAAAGAAAGAAUACAGUUUAAAAUCAGAUUGACCUGUAGCUUGGUGUCCGCUGUGCCGGUUAUCCAUAAUUUAAUGGCAGUGUGUGAUCCUGCACACUCUCUCUACAAAUCCAUUAUUUAGUAUAACGUCUUUUUAAUGAUGAUUACAAUAAUUCCAAAACAAACUUAUUAAAAUAUUGAAUGAUUUCUGUACAGAGCAGGUGCUGGCUCAUUUCUCACUAAGUAGUUUAAAAAUAAAAAUGCAAUCUAAUGUGAAGUUGUAUGGCUCCAUGAAAAGUCAAUUUUCUAGUUUGUAAGGCUCUAGAGAGGAGAAAUAAAACAUGCAUUGCGAAUCUUAAAGGUUCCCUAUAAAGGAGAGCUGUUACUUCUCUGGAAUUCACACCAUUGAAUAAAACGUUGGAAAUUGCCUAUAGCUUUCUUUUAAUUUUUCCUUUUUUAAUGACAGAACUUUAAUUCCCUAUUUAAUUUUAUUUUCCACGCAUCACAAAUACAUAUGUGAAAUAUGAGCUAAUUAAACAUACUACUCAGGAUUUGUUUGAAACAAUUGCCUUCUAGAUAUGUAUUUUCUGAAUAAUAUACGGUAGCUCUACCUGCUCCAUCUCACUUCAAACAGCGCAGAGAAUUGGAAGAGUUGCUGGUGUCACUAAUUACAGCUAUUUAUGGCACCCCCUCUCUUCUUUGUGAUGAAUGAAAUAGACAGGACGAUGCAGUUAUUUUAACCAUCAAAGAUUGAGGACACAGAAUAUGACAUGGCCAUGAAUCUAUUAGCAGGAGACCUCUUAUAGGUGGUUCUACGGCUCUUUCACAGUGCUAUCUCCAGCAAGUGUCUCAUUCUUGCUGGGUGCAAUAAGGAACAGAGUGAUGUCUGUCGGCGGUAUGAGGGAGGAUUGCUGUAUUUGGAGAUGUUUCCCCAGGCAGAACCAAGCACGUUACAAAGUGGUAGGAACAAGCUGGGACUGGGUGGCGGCAGUGCUGAAACCCUGGAGAGGAGGUAAGUAACCCCUUAGCAGUAUUAUUUAUUUAUAAAAUAUUUUACCAGGAAGGAUACAUUGAGGUUUCUCUCGUUUUCAAGUAUGUCCUGGGUCCACAAAACAUUGCAUUGUUACAUUAGGGUACAAUAAAAUACAAAAACAAUAUUAAUACACAAUAUAUACAAAAUUAGUAUCUAAUGUAUCUGAAUAGAUAUGUGUAAUAAAGAUAUGCAGGAUAAUUUAGUAAAGUGAAUUUUAAAUUUAAGGUCAGGAUAGCUAAAAAGGAAAGCAAAUUUUCCACUUCGGCUAUUUUGACUAAAUUUGAAAUUCAUUUUCCAAUUCCAUUUUUAUUUAGAAUUCUGAAGGUGUUGAAAUUUAAGUGCACUGUACAGUAAAGAAACACUUCAAGAACCAUAACCACUACAGCUAGUUGUGUUUUUGCUGGCAGAAGCUGCCUAAAUGUGUGUUUGAUUAGUUAAAGGGACACUAUAGUCAACAGAACAACUACAGCUUAUUGAAUUUUUUCUGGUGAGUAGAAUCAUUACCUUCAGGGUUUUUGCUGUAAACAGUCUUUUCAGAGAAUAUGCAGUGUUUACAUUGCAGCCUAGUGAUAACUUCACUGGCCACUCCUCAGAUGGCUGUCAAAGAUCCUCCCUGGCUCAUGGCUGCCUAAAAUGCAUCCAAACAUUCAGUAUCUCCUCCCGCUGCAUGCAGACACUGAACGUUUCAGUUCAUCUCCAUGAGGAGAUGCUGAUUGGCCAGGGCUGUGUUUGAAUCAUGCUGGCUCUGCCCCUGAUCUGCCUCCUUGUCAGUCUCAGCCAAUCCUAUGGGGAAGCAUUGUGAUUGGAUCAGACUACCACUUCUGAUGAUCUCAGCAGACUGUUUGUUUUUUGAGGCAAACAGCAUGCAGAGUUACAGCUUCAGGCUUGAAUACAAGUAAGAUUUUGCUAUAUUUAUGGAAGCAUGAGUGGAUCAGGGGGGCUAAAUGGUGGUUUUAACACUACAGGGUCAGGAAUACAUGUUUGUGUUCCUGACCCUAUAGUGAUCCUUUAAAUUUUAUAAAUGGAUCUAUAGACAUUGUUGCAGAAGAUGAGGGGAGGCCUGUAAACGAUACAUUUCGCCAGCUCUGCUCUAUAGUCACAGCUUGGUUCUUUCUUUUACCAUAAAUUUAACAUUUUGAGUUCUUAAUUCAACUUUGCUAAAUUAAUUAAACUGCAUUUUAAAGUUGUGUUUAAUCCAGGAUUGUCAGUAAGGAAUUUAAACAGCAUUUCAUAGCAUAGUACUUUAGGCACAUUGAAAUUGUGUAGAAUUUCUGAAGAUUUAAAAUACAAUUUUAAAAACUGUAAUAUUGAGCAUUUAAACCAUGUUUCCUUUGUACAUAAAGCACAACGGGGGUGGGGCUUAUAACAUCGUAUAGAUAUUGCCUUUAAAGAGCAGAGCUAUGUAAAAUCUUGCAGGAACAGCAGUCUAUAUUUCUAUUUUGUCAUUUAUUUUUGUUCAGAUUUUUUGAAUAUUAAUUUGAAGUGCUUUAUUUAUACAAUACAUUGAAGGUUCAUUCUAAGUACUGCACCAAAACCUUUUACAUUAUGUAAAUUUGUAACAGUAUGGUGUACCCAGUCCCCCUGCUGAAUUCAAACUGCACUGACUUGUAAUAAAGCUACCUAUUAAUAAAUCUGAUUUCACCCUCCGAAUGUAAGUUUCGGAUACUGUGGGGUAUAUCGCUCAACUCCCACUUGUAGUGAACUGAAACUGGAAUGGUGCAUUUAAGAUAAAAUGGUUUGGCUUUAUUGUCCAAGUUCUCAAAGUGAAUCUAUAACCAUCUAACUAUAACCAUUUAGAUAACAAUUCCCUACAGAUUGCUGUGAGUAGUUUGCAGAGUUUAGAAAAUUGAACGCUUUGCAGAGCUUGUAUUCUAAAUAACAUGACUUCUCCAGUCAGCUAUAAUCCAAUAUCAGGGCAGAGAUUAUCGUUCUCCAACCUGUGCCAAGCAGAGGACGGAUUCCAAUCCUUAGUAUUGACAUUAAGAAUGUACAUCAGGGGGCCUUUACGCAUUCUGAGUGGGAUCCAUCACGUUGUUAUUCCCCUCAUGUCGUAUAUGUUAACUGCCCUCCAGCUCUUUCACAAUCAGACAAUACAGAAUGGCAGGAUAUGUUAUAACUGCCGUGGUGAAUAGCUUUGAAAAUUCCCUUUAGAGGAAAGUGAGUGAAUUGAAUCUUAUGGCAGCCACGAGAUUACCAGUGUUUGAAUUUGGUGAUGGCCGAUCAGAAGCUGCUCUAGAUAACAGCCCUGGUGCCCUACAACCAAACCGUAAGGACUGCUAUUGUUUGUAUUCUGAAUAUCAAUGUGAUUAGCAAGCGUGCGAACUGGAAUUAGUUUUUUACACCCUUGUUAAAUUGUCAUUUUAGAUGUAAAAUAAAUUUGCAGAAUGAUAAUUGUUUGGGUUUUACUUAACACGCAUUGCUGU
Pelobates cultripes (western spadefoot toad) is the source of this 35359-nucleotide messenger RNA. Lineage: Eukaryota; Metazoa; Chordata; Amphibia; Anura; Pelobatidae. The record is from the annotation of a GenBank genome assembly.